CCGCACUGUUUGACCCUUGCCGCUUGCCGUAUUCCACACACGGCGGGAUUGAAUUGAAGUAAGGAAGCCAAAAACGUCACAACAAUUUACCAUGUGAUUUUGUUUUGUUGGGUGGAAACACGGCAAAAUAACUGACCACAUUCUACAGGUCACACUCAAAGUGUCUCUCCGGGUUCGAGAUGUGCUCUCUGGCGUUGUUCCCCCCUCCACUGAGCUCUGGACAGACCACUCUGUGCGAGUCCAACAAUGAGCUGCUGUCUGGUACCACCACUGAAGACCGGCGGAAACAGGACUGUAGUCCUCUCAGUUUGUAUUUUCCAAGAGAGUCUCUGAAGCUGCACAGUCGCACAGAGAGCAGCAGCAAAGCGGCCUUCCUGGAUCACUCAGAGACUCUGUGGAUGAGGAGUGCAGCAGCAUGGAGGGAUGGUGGCUUCUCAGGGUUACUCACUGAAAUCACAAACUCACACACAGAAGUGCCUAAAUGGCUGUCAGUGAGCUCCGGUUGUAUCCUGGCAUUACUCCAGAGAGUCUCUUCUUUUCACAGCUCCCUGUUUCCACAUCUCACCUUGAGCAGUGAAAACAUGAUCGCUGAGUUUUCACAGGUCCUGAACUGGUCUGACUGUGUAGUGCGAGCCUUUGCAUGGCACACACACACGGAUAAGUUUGCUGUUGCCCUCUUGGACGACUCCAUUAAGAUCUACAACCCCAAAAGUGCAACAACUCCCACCCUGAAGCAUCGCCUGCAGAGGAGUGUUGCAGCGGUCCAGUGGAAGCCACUGUGUGCGUCUGCCCUCGCUGUCGCUUGUCAGAACUGUUUACUAGUCUGGCAUGUGGACCCCUGCUCACUGUCUACCAGGCCUUCCUCAGGCUGUGCUCAAGUCCUGUCUCAUCCUGGUCACUCUCCUGUCACUUCCAUCGCCUGGUCUCCGAGCGGCUCUCUCCUCGUGUCAGCCUCGCCCAUGGACACUGCAUUGAUGGUUUGGGAUGUAGCUUCAGAAAUCUGUGUGCCGCUCCAGCGAGUUGGAGGAGGCGGGGUCACCUUCCUGUCCUGGUCCCCUGAUGGGAGCCACGUCCUGGCCUCGACACCGUCAGCCUUGUUCAGGGUUUGGGAGACCAGAACGUGGACCUGUGAACGCUGGCCAUGUCUUAAAGGUCGCUGCCAGUCUGGCUGUUGGAGUCCAGACGGGAGUCGACUUCUCUUCUCCGUGCAGGGAGAGACGGUCAUCUAUGCUCUGACUUUCACUGAUGCUCCAGGAGUACCCACAUGCACAUCAGCUGGACCACAGGCAGCAGCAGUGGUGGCCGACCUAUCAGAGACAACCUUUAACACGCCAGAUGGAGACCUCAUUGUUGGAGGAGAGAUCCAGUCUUUAGCUUGGGACCCAACAGGAGAGAGACUUGCUGUGCUUCUCCAAGGUGAUUCUCAGGCAGCAGGCCGGCCCGCAGUCAUCGCUGUUUUUAAGACGAGAACCAACCCCAUUUUUGAACUCUUACCAUGCGGUUUUGUUCAAGGGGAGCCCGGGGCAGAGCCGAGACUGAUGCAGUUCCGCCCAAAUUUUGAGCAUGGAGCUCUGCUCACUGUGUGCUGGUCCAGUGGAAGAAUUACACACGUGCCUUUUUACUUCCUGAGCACCGGCGUCCCUCAGUACGGCCUGAGUGGCAGCCCGUCUGUGCCACGACCUCAAGCAAGACCUGCGGACUUCGCCAAUCAGUCGCUUUUUACAGAGCUCCUCUCUUGACCAACCCUCACCCAAACAUCAUGUGCAGACUAUUCACUUUUCACAUCUUGGAUUAUUAAUAAAUGUGCAAAAGCUCAUGUUACACUAAGACUUAUUUCUAUUGCAAUACAGGGAUUAGCCAACUUACUAAUACUGGACUAUUUUAAUUUUGUAUAGCUCUUUACAGACAGUUUAAACCUAAGGCCUACAUUACCUACAAUGCAACUAUGCAGAAAACGAUGUUGUCAGAGAUCAGAUCAAUAUGCUAUAAGGUGUGUAGCCUUAAGAAUACUUAUGUUCAGAUAAAGGACUGUAUGGACGUAGUAUCCGUGACGUCACCCAUCUGUUUCUGAAGCCCUAUUGCUGCUAGCGAGCAUUGUGACGUAAAGAGGCGGGGCUUUGAACCUCCUAGCCAACAGCUACAGUGUUCCCGACUUGCCUGUCAAUCAAGUCAGCUUGGCCUCUCAUUGGAAGACUCUUAAUCUCAAUAUCUUCGAAAUUGCCACCUUAGAAAAAAUCUCAUCCCCCGCACAGUGUGUGCCGAUCGAGAAAUGAGCUAUCCAGACUACACUCGUCUUUUGUACCAGGCUGUAAACGUGUUUAUUUCUGCUGUAAAGAUCGUCUUUUUUGAAUUGGUGUGUAUGUGGUUUCCGGUACUUCCGGAGCCAGCCUCAAGCGGAUCCUUGAUGAACUGCAGUUUUUAGCACUUCCACAUUGGACUCAUAUUUUUAGACCGGAGGUUGCCGCCUGGUUAAGCCACAUUCACUCUCAGCUGUCAUCUCUUGGAGCGAUGUGUUUGAGUCUUUGCACCCCAAUUUGAAGCCAUGAAACAAGUUUUUCCUCUAGUUUUGUACGAAAUCUUAUGUAUUUAAUUGUCAGAGGAUGUCCCAAACCCUUACUUUUGGACGUUUUUAGCUAAUAAAGUAACAUCUAAAUUUAAA
Messenger RNA from Notolabrus celidotus (New Zealand spotty), 2659 nucleotides. It is a transcript of the gene aaas, whose product is annotated as achalasia, adrenocortical insufficiency, alacrimia. The record is from RefSeq and is a predicted model, not a curated record. Gene Ontology annotation, cellular component: nuclear pore. Gene Ontology annotation, biological process: nucleocytoplasmic transport. The coding region runs from base 180 to 1739 and encodes 519 amino acids. NCBI's taxonomy places the organism in Eukaryota, Metazoa, Chordata, Actinopteri, Labriformes, Labridae. Gene Ontology annotation, molecular function: protein binding. The transcript has 17 exons.